AUGAAUUCAAGAGAAAACCGGGACAUAAGAAAUGCCGAUUCCUCUCCCGUUCGUGGUUCCGCUUGGAACACUAUGAAGCAACGUCAUACCGGUGUGCAGACGGCGUCGACCCGCGACCAAUCAUAUUCUUUGACAUAUUUUCGGGGUGGAACACAUUCCGUUCGACCGUGCGACGAGAUUCAAUACAUCGAAGGGAUUCUGCUCACGCCAACAUCGAAUCAUCCAUCAAGCGUUGUGUAG
This is a messenger RNA of Punctularia strigosozonata HHB-11173 SS5, 240 nucleotides long. RefSeq lists its product as uncharacterized. The record is from RefSeq and is a predicted model, not a curated record. The transcript has a single exon. Lineage: Eukaryota; Fungi; Basidiomycota; Agaricomycetes; Corticiales; Punctulariaceae. The coding region runs from base 1 to 240 and encodes 79 amino acids.